AGUGGGGCUAAAAGUCCAUGUCCAGACCUAGACCAGCCCUUGUUCAGCCCUGGCAUUCAAUAUUCAAAUCAGACUGAGGCAACGUUGAACAGAGAGACAGACAAGCUAAAAAUGGAUUGAACAUCAGCCCAGUGAUCUGAAACAACUCUUCAAGUCCAAAGACAGAAGCUCAUCCACACAGCCGGGUGAAAGUUCAACGGUGAAAGAAGGGGGUCCCACUCCGAUCUCACCAUGGACUGGAAGACGUUUGAGGCGCUGCUUAGCGGGGUCAACAAAUACUCUACCGCGUUUGGACGCAUCUGGCUCUCCGUGGUCUUCGUGUUUCGCGUCAUGGUCUUCGUCGUGGCCGCAGAACGCGUCUGGAGUGAGGACCAGAAAGACUUUGACUGCAACACCCGCCAACCCGGCUGUGCCAACGUCUGUUACGACCACUUCUUCCCCGUCUCCCACACCCGGCUCUGGGCACUCCAGCUCAUCUUCGUCACCUGUCCCACCUUCAUGGUCGUGAUGCACGUGGCGUACCGCGAGGAACGCGAACGCAAGUACCGCAUCAAACAUGGUGAGAACGCCCAUCUCUACGACAACACAGGACAGAAGCACGGAGGACUCUGGUGGACAUAUCUCCUCAGCCUCUUCUUCAAGACGACCAUCGAGGUGGCGUUCCUCUACCUCCUGCAUCUCAUCUACAACAACUUUGACCUGCCGCGACGCGUCAAGUGCGACCUCUGGCCUUGUCCCAACCAGGUGGAUUGCUACGUCGGCCGGCCCACAGAGAAGAGGGUGUUCACCUACUUCAUGGUGGGAGCGUCGGCUGUGUGUAUAGUGCUCAACGUGUGUGAGAUAUUUUACCUGAUAGCCAUCCGGGUGCUGAGGAUCAGCCACAGCAGAAGCCUCCACACCUCCCCCAAGAUGAGCUGCUCUGAGCUGGACUGUGAUGGGUGUCAGACGCUGGCGGUGACAGCAGAGGAGCAGAAGGGCAACGAGAAGAACAUCUGUCUUUUGAGUCAGACAUGAAACUUUUUACAAUUGAACUUCUAUUAAGAUGCAAAUCUUUUAUUGACUAAAUGUUGUAAGCGAAAUCUGACUGUUAUCAAUACAUUUAUUUUAGUCAAAUGUAAUUUGUAUGGCCAACACCUCGCCCUCCCUUAUGGACACACCCCUGUGAGGGUGAAAGAGUUCUUGAAAGGGAUUUGACAGGUCGUGUUCCCCUGCUCAGACGUUACUGACGAAUGCCAGAGUUAACAACGCCUGGUAGGUAUUUUACGUAUCAGCUAACCACAUCAUGUGCUAAUCUGUUGCCCGAUGGCACAGUCGAUGUUGUCGCAUGCAACCAUUGGUUGAUGCAUGUAACAUCUGAGCAAGGGAACGCAACCCCCUGCUCAUCUGAUCUGGUCCCCUGCAUUUUUCUGUACUGUUUUAGCUUUUAAGAUUUACAGUUCAUUGAUUAGCCAUGAUAACUUCUAAUUAUUAUCUUAAUUUGUUUUAUUUUUGGUUCCUUAGUAAUUUCUAGUUUGCUUACAAUGAAAUGCAGGGCAGUGUACAGACCUUUCAGGGAGCAGGUGCUCAAAAUGAAAGUCAUAUCUCGAACAUAACAUUGACAUUUUUUGUCAUUUAGCAGACGCUCUUAUCCAGAGCGACUUACAGUUAGUGAGUGCAUACAUUAUUUUUUAUUUUAUUUUUCAUACUGGCCCCCCGUGCGACAUAACUACUAACUGCCUCUUUAGCAAACAUUUUAAAUGUUUUCAGCAUAGGCCUGUUUAUUUCUACCACAACACACUCACUCAUCACAAACUGUAAGCAAGCUUGUUACAGAGCCUCCUGAAGACAUGAUUGACAUCUGAAAGAGGGUGGGCUAGCAGCUGAUCAUUGAUAUUGAUGAUUGAUGUAAAUCUGCUAUUUAGCUAGCUAAGAUUACUUUUUUUUACUGAUUGUGAUUUAUCUUCAAUGCUCUUAAUUAAUAACUUCAGAUAAACAGCCUAAUAUUCAUAACCUUCAAACUAAUGAAAUAUGGCUGGCUGGCUGGCUAGUGGCUUGUGUGGAUAUACAGGGCAGACCAA
This is a messenger RNA of Coregonus clupeaformis (lake whitefish), 2057 nucleotides long. RefSeq names its product gap junction beta-3 protein. Lineage: Eukaryota; Metazoa; Chordata; Actinopteri; Salmoniformes; Salmonidae. The transcript has 2 exons. The record is from RefSeq and is a predicted model, not a curated record. Gene Ontology annotation, biological process: cell communication. Gene Ontology annotation, cellular component: connexin complex. The coding region runs from base 232 to 1014 and encodes 260 amino acids.